Gongylonema pulchrum is the source of this 621-nucleotide messenger RNA. Lineage: Eukaryota; Metazoa; Nematoda; Chromadorea; Rhabditida; Gongylonematidae. The record is from the annotation of a GenBank genome assembly.
AUGGAAAUGGCCGAGGAAUGGCGAGCGUAUAGCGAUGGAACGGAGGCACACAAUAAGCGCCGUGACCAGCUGCUCACACUAACACGCGAAAUAGUCGUCCAUAAUAUGAAACACAACGCAGAGGUGGAGGCAUGCGAUUUGCUGAUCGAGAUCGAACGACUGGACUUGCUCUCCGAGUACGUGGAAGAAAUUGACCAUGGUCGUGUAUGCUUAUAUUUACUGAGGCACUUAGCAAUGGAAAUGGCCGAGGAAUGGCGAGCGUACAGCGAUGGAACGGAGGCACACAAUAAGCGCCGUGACCAGCUGCUCACAUUAACACGCGAAAUAGUCGUCCAUAAUAUGAAACACAACGCCGAGGUGGAGGCAUGCGAUUUACUGAUCGAGAUCGAACGACUGGACUUGCUGUCCGAGUACGUGGAAGAAAUUGACCAUGGUCGCGUAUGCUUAUAUUUACUGAGUUGUUCACCACUGAUGCCCGAUCCGGACAAUGAGAUCCUUAUCAAAACGGCAAUGAACAUCUACAGAAAGUUUGGCAAGAACUUCGAUGCUCUGAGAUGUGCAAUUAUGCUGAAUGCUGUGUCAACAAUGCGAGAAAUAGUUCUGGAAACUAAAGAUGUGUAA